AUGGAAAGACCAGAUAUUGUUUUUUGGAGACACAGAUAUUUGAGAGAAAUGAGAUGUCACAGGAAAGCUGGACGACCGAUUGUCUAUAUUGAUGAAACUUGGGUAGACAGCAAUUUGACAUUUAAGAAAUGUUGGCAAGAUGACACAGUUUUGGGAGUUACAGCAAAUGUUAAUUCGAAAAAUAGACUUAUAGUUGUUCAUGCUGGGUCAUCAACGGGUUUCCUUACGGGUGCUUUACUAGUAUAUAAAGCAUCAACAAAAAGCGGCGACUAUCACGGGCAAAUGAACUAUGAAAACUUUAAAAAAUGGGUGUUGGAAAAACUUCUUCCAAAUUUGCAACCAAACAGUGUCGUAUGCAUGGAUAAUGCACCGUAUCAUACGACUGUCGAAAACCCCACUCCAACGAAGUAUUCUACAAAAAAAGUUAUGAUAGACUGGUUGAAAAACAACGGAAUACCCUGCGAUCAAAAAAUGCGAAAAGCGGAACUGUUCUCUCUUAUAGACAGUAAUCGUCCAAAGAAAAUUGUCUAUAAAAUUGAUAAUUUAAUAGAGAAAGAAGGACAUGAAGUUAUACGACUACCCCCUUAUCAUUGCGAUUUGAACGCAAUCGAAUUUGUGUGGUCCUCUGUAAAAAGAAUAAUAAAGGAACGAAAUGUUACUGGCGAUUUAAGUUUGGACAAUCUGAAAUCUCUUCUUCAAACAGCUAUCACUGAAGUUACUUCGGCAGAAUGGGCAGCGCAUUGCAAACACGUAGAAAAGCUUGAAAAUAAUUAUUGGGAGAAAGAUGGACUGUUAGAAGAUUUAGUGGACGAACUGUCAUUUCAAAUUGACACCAAUGAUGAUUCUGAUUCAGAAGAAACCGAAACUUGUGAGAGUGAUUUAGAGGAUUUUGAAAUGCUUGAAUGA
This is a messenger RNA of Argiope bruennichi, 906 nucleotides long. RefSeq lists its product as uncharacterized. Bases 1 to 906 code for a protein of 301 amino acids. Gene Ontology annotation, molecular function: nucleic acid binding. The record is from RefSeq and is a predicted model, not a curated record. The transcript has a single exon. Lineage: Eukaryota; Metazoa; Arthropoda; Arachnida; Araneae; Araneidae.